Molecule: messenger RNA, 324 nt
Organism: Adineta ricciae
Lineage: Eukaryota; Metazoa; Rotifera; Eurotatoria; Adinetida; Adinetidae
Source: the annotation of a GenBank genome assembly
AUGACGAGCAACUCGACAUCUGUUCAUAACGAUCAAAUCAAAUCACUCGAUUCCGCCUUUCAACAGGAUGAUGAAGAAAAACAUCGUAGUCCCGGACCUGUGUACGAUAUACGACCAGCAAUAAAAGCGGUCUAUCCAUCGUCACCUAGUUAUUCAUUGAGCUCACGUACGGGAAAUCAUCUCGGGAGUUACGACAGAGUACCAGGUCCAGGCGCAUAUUAUAUAACAAAAUUAGAAUACUACAAACCGCGAGCGCCUGGCUAUAGUUUCGGCUGUCGACACUCACCGAAAAAAAGUCUAUGCCUUAUGAAAUGCGAACCUUAG